AUGUGCGAUUAUAUACAACGAGAGUACUCGUGCGGCCACUUCCGGUGGAUUGCCUCCAAGUGGUGCCGGGACUACACCACCACCCACAAGAGGUGUCAACCCAACAUCGCGUACUUUGAGGAUAAAGCAGAGGAGCUUUGCGGCGAGUGCAUGCCGAGGGAGGACUGUCCAUGGGAGUACAUGAUCAAGCGUCCCAAUUAG
Messenger RNA from Parathielavia appendiculata, 201 nucleotides. RefSeq lists its product as uncharacterized. Bases 1 to 201 code for a protein of 66 amino acids. The record is from RefSeq and is a predicted model, not a curated record. The transcript has 2 exons. Lineage: Eukaryota; Fungi; Ascomycota; Sordariomycetes; Sordariales; Chaetomiaceae.